AUGGGAGAUGAGGACUGCGAGGAACGCGAGCGUAACAAGCUAGGUAGAUGUUGUACAGCCCCUUGGUGUAAAGUUCGCUACGGAACAAACGGUGAAACGUCGUUUUUCCGAAUACCCACUGAUCCUGAACGUUGUCGUAAGUGGAUCGAUUACGUGAACCGACCAGAGUUGGCUUACCACUCGCCGGAGCAUCUUCACAACAACUUUCGGCUGUGCGCUUACCAUUUUCGCGACGCCGACUAUGUGUCCGUAGGAAAUCACGCCCGACUGAAGAAGACCGCCGUACCGUCGGUGCCCCCGCCAGCGGACUGGACUCGGAAAUCAGUUGCUCACCAACAAGUCUCCAAGCCUCAACCGAAAGGAUUCGACCGGGGCCUUGAACCAGAGCAGAUUCUUGGCGUAACGAAUGCUUCUGGAGAGAUGAUGUUCCUGAUUCAAUGGAAAGGCGCUGAGGAGGCCGAUUUCGUCAAGGCUUCAGAGUGCAACGUCAGAUACCCGCAGAUGGUGAUUUCCUUCUAUCAGAAACGACUCGUGUUCGAGUACUAGUCGAAUGAUAAUCUACCGUGAUCAUGUGCUUAUAUCGAUCAUAAUCUUUCAACUCGGUAGUUUGACCUUGUACAAAGUCUUGUUCAGUCCUCAUGCUGUACUCCUCUCGAUGAAUCAUCAUACCCAAUAAAAGAUGCUCGCGAAUAGAUCGUG
Molecule: messenger RNA, 699 nt
Organism: Galendromus occidentalis (western predatory mite)
Lineage: Eukaryota; Metazoa; Arthropoda; Arachnida; Mesostigmata; Phytoseiidae
Exons: 3
Coding region: 1-546 (181 amino acids)
Cellular component (GO): nucleus
Molecular function (GO): sequence-specific DNA binding
Source: RefSeq, a predicted model, not a curated record